AUGCUCCCGCUAUGUGAUGUCAUUGAUGGUACCAAUGUUUCGGAGGAAUGGGGAGAGAAGAACCUUGACUUAGAAGGGACUAACGAUGUGGAAUGGGCCAAAGCAAAAAAUAAGAAGGGUAAGGAAUUUGGUGGGAAAUGGGCACAUGGUGCGUUUGCCCGAGAGGGACGGAAGAGCAAACGAGAGAUGUGGCAGUCUUUGGUACACCGGAUCCUUGGACGGAGCUGUCUGACAUGUCUUAGGAUGAUAUUAUCUAAUAAUAUUCAGGUCGUUGACUGCAUAAAAGGUCUCUCGCAUGUUCCUGUCCGGAAAUUUGCUCCACUUUGCAAUUUCAUCACCGUAUGUGAGCAAGAGGAACUUAAGAUCCAGAAGGUCUGA
Microsporum canis CBS 113480 is the source of this 378-nucleotide messenger RNA. RefSeq lists its product as hypothetical. NCBI's taxonomy places the organism in Eukaryota, Fungi, Ascomycota, Eurotiomycetes, Onygenales, Arthrodermataceae. Bases 1 to 378 code for a protein of 125 amino acids. The transcript has 3 exons. The record is from RefSeq and is a predicted model, not a curated record.